ACCAGUGAUUUGGUUUUACUUAUGGCGACUGUAAAUGACAGUAGUGAUGAAAGUGUAGCUCCAAAAGAUUUUCACUUAUCAUCGUCGUUAGACAGUGGCAGUGUAUUUACAUUUAAUCAUCAAAUUUGUCAGUUAUGUAAUAAUUUUAGAAAAACAUUUUAUUGUAAACAAUGCAUUCGUAAUGGUGAUUUUACAUAUUCUACCUCCAGUUAUUCAGAAAGGUUUUCUGAAAAACAAUUACGUCUUCAUAGUUUAAGAAAUUCAAAACAACUUGUUCAAGAAAAAUGUGAAAAGCUAUUGAAAAAGAAAAUUAAUUACGAUCAACUGAUCUCCGAGACAAAACAAUGUAACCAAAGAAUUGUAUAUUUACGAAAAUUGAUUGAUGCUACAAAGAAACGGAAAACAACGGCAGUUGAACAACUAGGACAAAUUAAAAAGAAAAAUCAUGAUUUGAAAAUGCGUUUACCUCGUUAUCGAGAUCGAGUUUUAGUUUUAGAACGAUGUGUGGAAGAUUAUCCACAAGGAAUUGUUGCCAAAAAGAAUGAGAUUGACGAAAGUUUAAAAGAAUUAAAAAAAUUGACGCAUAAACAUAUUGAAAAAUUAAUUAAAUAUAUAUUUCCAAUUUCAAAAGUAUUACCGACUCCCCCACAAAGCAGUGUCGAAAGCACAUUAAGUUCACGCAGUAAUGAAGAUAGUGUUAGUGAAGUAUUAGCUGAAGCUCAACAAACCGUGUAUGUUCGUGACAGAUGGAUUCAACUCUCAGAUCAUGAAACCUCUGGUGGUGUUCGAUAUCGAAUUGUAGCACCAACUUUACCUGGUUCCGGUGAUUUUUCUAGCUAUAAUGAUUGGGUUGCAUCACAUAAAGAUUCUGAAGGCAGUAUGCUUAGUGGAUCUGGUGAAGGUUGUGUUUCAAAACUGGAACAGAAUGUAGCAUUUACAAUAAGUGCUGCUUUAACAUAUACAGCACAAUUAGUAAACGUUUUAGCAUUUUACUUAGAUGUGCGUUUGCCUUAUAAAAUGACAUACAGUGAUUUUAGUAGCGGUUACAUGUCAGAAGGACAAUUUGCACGACGUGUAGCACGAUUAAAUGCAAAUGUCUUGCAUCUAUGUUUUUCACAAAGUGUAAAUCCAUAUUUAUUACGGCCAACGGCUACCAUACAUAAUAUUUUAUGCUUAAUUAAUCCAGAACUUAGUGAUUUGGGAAGGCGAGGUCCAGUGGAAAUUGACCCGAAAGAAGCAUUUUUUUUAGAGCAACAAUUAAGUCGAGAUUUGGAAAAUAGUGAAGAAGAUUCUGGAUCUGAAGAUGAUAUUUUACCAUGGGAAUGGGAAUCUGUACCACAUGUUCAAUGCCCUGAAGUCGGUAUAUUGGCAAUGGGAUCAAAUCAUAACGGUGUUGCUGGAGGUUCACAAGUCUCAACAGUCGGUACCACAAGUAUUGCUGGCGGUUUGGUGACAAGUGCUGCUGCCAGUAUCGCUUCAUUGUGGCGCGGUUGGACAGCUGGAGGACGAUAAAUAUAUAUAAACACACACACACACACAAAAGAUGAUAAUAACAAUAUUUUGUUAAUAACGUAAAAAAAAAUAAAAUUUAAAAAGGUGCUUUAAUUUAAAAAAAGAUGAAAAAAAGAACAUC
Molecule: messenger RNA, 1633 nt
Organism: Chrysoperla carnea
Lineage: Eukaryota; Metazoa; Arthropoda; Insecta; Neuroptera; Chrysopidae
Gene: Atg14
Product: beclin 1-associated autophagy-related key regulator
Exons: 9
Coding region: 22-1512 (496 amino acids)
Biological process (GO): autophagosome assembly; cellular response to starvation; mitophagy
Cellular component (GO): autophagosome; mitochondria-associated endoplasmic reticulum membrane contact site; phosphatidylinositol 3-kinase complex, class III
Source: RefSeq, a predicted model, not a curated record